Molecule: messenger RNA, 1434 nt
Organism: Alosa sapidissima (American shad)
Lineage: Eukaryota; Metazoa; Chordata; Actinopteri; Clupeiformes; Clupeidae
Gene: lrrc23
Product: leucine rich repeat containing 23
Exons: 8
Coding region: 185-1183 (332 amino acids)
Molecular function (GO): protein binding
Source: RefSeq, a predicted model, not a curated record
CUGUUUCCAUGGUAACUAGUGUAAACUGUUGGGGAGAGGGAUUGUUAGGCCUGUCUAAUGAAAAUUCUUGUUGAUAAAAAUUGGUAAUAUCAAUCAGCUUGUCACACCGUGAUUACCCGUGGACCUCGUCAUUUGUUUAAUUUACAAGGAAAAGCAUCUAGAUUAGCUAAAAGCUAACGGAUUCAUGAUGUCUGACCUAGAAGAUGACGAAUUAAGAGGACUGGACCCAGGUGAAUCAGAAGAUGAUGGAACUAAAUAUUUUGAUGAAGGACAAACGGAGGAAGCCAAUUUGCAACUACAGUAUAAGGUCCCAUCUUGUGCAGUGACACAGGACAUGAUUAAAGAUGGCCUUUCUUUGUUGUGUCGCACAGGGAAUGGUUUGUCACAUGCCUUUGUUAAGCUUGAACUUGUAGAUAGGAGCCUGACCGACAUCAGUCUCCUUGAGUCCUUUGUGCACCUGCGUUUCAUAGACCUAUCCACCAACCACCUGUCGGACCUCAAUCCUCUGGCUAAACUCACCCAGCUGCUUUGGCUGAAGUUGGAUGGGAACCAUGUCCGGGAGUGUAGAGGGCAGAGGCUGGAGCCACUCAUCUACCUGCAGUGGUUCAGUAUCGCCAAGAACCGCCUCCAAGAUGUAGAGGGGCUCAGUGGGCCUGCUCUAGAGACCCUUAACCUCACUGGUAAUAGUAUUCAGAGGAUGCAAGGUCUGCAGUGCAAUAAACUGACCAACCUGGUUACACUUGAGCUGAGAGGAAAUCGUUUGGAGACCACAGAGGACCUGUAUUUGCCCAAUCUUCGCCGACUUUACCUGGCCCAGAAUAUCAUCAAGCGUCUGGAGGGGCUCCACAAGCUGGAGCGUUUGACCAUCCUGCAUCUGCGAGACAACCAGCUGGAGACUCUGGAUGGAAUCAGUCCCAACAUGAAGUCUCUGCAGUACCUGAAUGUCAGGGGUAACCUAAUAUUUUCCCGGAGUGCCUUGCGUAGCCUAGCGGGUGUGGCAGACACAUUACGAGCACUGGUGUUGGCUGAGAAUCCCAUCAUGGAGACCGACGAAUACAGGCUGUUUGUUCUAUCACAGCUCCCUCUACUGGAGAGACUGGAUAAGGAACCUGCCUCUGAGGAAGAGAAGGCUGAUGCUCUGGAGAGACAAAAGGACUUUCAAGAUGAAGAUCCAAAAGAGUAGUAACAACUACAGCAUCCGGCUUGCUUUAUACUGUCUACAGUGCAUACUUGACCUCUUCCGAUAUAGAGCCCGGUAGACAAGGAAGUUAAUGCGGGCCAUGAUUCUGUAAGCAACACUGCAUGUGUUUGUAACAUGCUUAAACUGUGGUAUGUUGUACCACAAAAACCAGAUUAAAAAAACACAUAUUUAUGUAGGCUCUGUACAUUGUACAGAUCUAGGAACUUUUUUUAAUAAAGGUAUUUUCUAAUGUA